AAAAUACCUUAAUGGUUUUAAUAGUUCAACUCAGUUGUUUUAAUAGUUAUUGUAAUUCCAAUGAAAUAGAACGUCAUUUCAAAUACAGGUGACAUUUUCUGAUUCAAGUACACCUGGCAAACCAAACAGGAUGAAGAAGAGCACGGAUUAUAAACAUACGAGCUCUCAAAAAGUCGCUUCCAAAAGUUGCCAUGACGAAAAAACAUUUUUUUAAACAAAGUCAAUUGGUGAAUUUGAGGUGGCGAUACAAGGAGAAUUGGCGAUGAUUUGUGUUAUCUUGUGAAGAGUACUUACUUUCAUCGCCCUGUUUUAGGAUGGUGGGCGGUGUUAUGGUGGCUUUAAAGCGAGCACUGAGGCUGGACGUCGUCUGUAAAGCAGCCUGUCAGUAUCCUGUCUUCUGUUUCCUGCUUGUCUUCAUGCUGGGACUCACCUUGCUGCUCAACAGGUACAUCCACAUCCUGAUGGGCUUCUGGUCCUUCCUGGCAGGUGUCAUCACGUUCUACUAUGCUCUGGAACCAAACUCCCUGCUCCCAAACGUCUUCUUUAGCAGGACACCAAGACAGCCUCGUCAGGAACAAGAGUUGUUCCCUUCUGGUCACAGCUGUGCAGUGUGUGGGAAGGUGAAAUGCAAGCGUCACAGGUCAACGUUGCUGCUGGAGAACCACCAGCCCUGGUUGGGCCUGAAGAUUCAUUCUAAGAUUGACUCUUCCAUAGCAGAGGUCUUUGAGCUGGUUCUGGAGAACGUUGUGUACCCGUGGUAUCGUGACAUCACAGAUGACGAGGCGUGUAUUGACGAACUUCGCAUGAGCUUUCGCUUCUUUGCGUCCGUGUUGGUGCGGCGAGCUCAGAAGGUGGACGUACCUGCUGUGUUUGCAGACAAAUUGAUGAAGGCUGCAGUCAAACAUAUAGAGAUUCUGGUUAAAGCUGGAGCUAAAGCUCGUCAAGGUCGUGCAUUGCAGCAGGCAUGUCUGGAGGAGUACGGCGCUGAACUCCACGUGGCUGUGCGCAGCCGCAAGAAGGAGCUGCUGUACGUCAGGAAGCUGAGCGAGAUGCUCUUCCCGUACCUGAUGCCUCCAAAAGCAACAGAGUGCAGGUCUCUGGCGCUGCUGCUGAGGGAGGUGAUGGCCGGCUCUGUCCUUCUACCCACCAUGGACUUAAUAGCUGAUCCGGACACGGUUAACUUAAUGGUGCUGAAAUUUAUCGACAACACGCCAACAGACGCUGCCUCAGAAGCUCCAUCAGCUCUGGUUCCUUUCCUUAACAAAUACACAGACUGCAGCCACAAGAAAUCCACGCAGGUUCUCAAGUUGGAGCUGAAGGAGAUCAGGGAGCAGCAAGACCUUCUCUUUCGUUUCAUGAACUUUCUGAAGCAGGAGAGCGCCGUGCACGUGUUGCAGUUCUGCUUGGCCGUAGAGGAGCUGAACGACAAAAUCUUGAGUCCCGACUUGUGCAACUCGGAGCUGCAGCGUCUACAUGGCGAGGUGGUGCACAUCUAUGAGACGUACUGCCUGGACGAGAGCGUGGACAAGAUCAACUUGGACAACGUCAUCGUGAACGAGAUAAGGAACGUGGCUGAAGGUCCAUACUACGCCGUGGUCAAGCUGCAGACCAUGCGCUGUCUAUUUGAGGCCAACGAACACGUCCUGUCUCUUCUGGAAAACGUCUUCACGCGCAUGUUCUGUCAGAGCGAUGAGUACUUCAGAAACCUGCUGAAAGGCACUGAGUCACCUGCAAGGAGUUCACGAGUUAGCAGAAACGCCUCCAAGCGGGGGGAGUCGUUUGGCAUCAGCAGGAUUGGCAGCAGAAUCAAGGGCGUGUUCAGGAGCACCACCAUGGAGGGUGCCAUCUUGCCGCUCAGUUCCAUGGCCGACGGCGAUGACGACUUGGUGGAAGAGGCCACGGUAGUAACAGAGGACGACUCGCCUGCUGAGCCAGCAUGCACAACAGGAAGCUUAAGGAACCUUUCUGCCUGGACCAUCACCAUCCCAUACAUUGACUUCUAUGAGGACGAGGCCAAGAAGGAGAGGAUUCCUGUCUUCUGCAUCGAUGUGGAGCGCAACGACAGGAUCAAAGUGAGUCAUGAUGCAGAGAGGUGGGUGGUCAACAGAAGAUAUUUGGAGUUCUACGUGCUGGAGUCCAAGCUCACAGAGUUUCACGGGGCCUUUGUGGAUGCGCAGCUUCCUGCCAAACGCAUCCUGGGACCCAAGAACCACGAGUUCCUGGCCUCCAAGAGGGAAGAGUUUGAGGAGUAUUUACAGAGACUCCUGCAGCAUCCAGAGCUCAGCAACAGUCAACUGCUGGCAGACUUCCUGUCUCCUUAUAGCAUAGAGUCUCAGUUUGUGGACAGGAUGCUCCCUGACGUUAACUUGGGAAAGAUCUUCAAGUCUGUUCCUGGAAAGUUGAUGAAAGAGAAAGGUCAGAACUUGGAUGCCUUCCUUCAGUCCUUCUUCAACUCAUGCGAGUCUCCUAAAGCUAAACCCAGUCAUCCUGAGCUGACCGUCUUCAGUCCUGGUGCCGACACCAGCAAGCGGCUCAACAACAAGCUCUACAGGAACAACGGCAACAUGGCAGCAGGCGCCGAGAGGCAGCACCAGUACAACUGCUUCCUGGAGGCGGUCAGCAUUGAUGGCAUGUAUGACUACAUGUUGCACAUCGGUCGACUGUUGUUCCGAAUGCCGCCAUGGCUUCACCACUUGCUGUCAGCUGGCAGGAUCCUCAUGAAGAACACUUUCGAGGCCUACAUUGAGCAGUACAUGCGGUCCAAGCUGGACCACAUCCUGCAGGAGCACCGCAUGGUCUCACUCAUCACGCAGCUACGAGACGCCAUCUUCUGUGAGAGCAGUGAGGAGCGAAGCAUCCUGGACAAGCAAGCCAGAGCUCAGCAGACCUUUGAGCAGAUGAUGGACUACCUACCUGAUGUAGUUGGAAAGUGGGUUGGUGAGGAAAACAAACAUGACGGUGUCCAGCUUCUCUUUGAGGGUCUGCAGCAGCCACUACUCAAUAAACAGAUGUCCUACGUCCUGCUGGACAUCACCCUGCUGGAGCUCUUUCCUGAACUGGACCAUGUUGACCAGCAUCAACAAUGACAGCAAAGAGUUCAUGUUUCCCCCUCAGUGUUGAAGGACGUUGCCAUGGUAACUAUUUGAAGGAAAACAGCUGAUCAAUCGAUCCCAACUGGACAGUUCAGUUUGUCUUGAAGACCUUUUCGCCUCAUCCAAAGGGCUUCAUUAGUUCAUGUUCAUAGACUUGGAUCGCGUCAGAUGUAAUCUAGAUGCUGGUGCCAAAGUCCUAACUAUUUCUCCUCCAACAAAAUAAGAGCAUGCUCAGGCAAGGAUAGUUCCGCCCUAAUGUAGUAGGAAAAAAACAACUGUUGAGAUGCAAAUGAGCAACCCUUCUCGUUAACAUUGUGGUAAGGUGCGGCAAAACCUAAAGGUGCACCUGGAACCAGAAAUGUGUUAUUUGUUGGAGGCUAAAUUCUAGUCUUUUUAGGAAUGGUUGAAAGGACAAUGUUGUCUGCGGGAGAUAGUCGCUGGUGUUGCAAACCACCUCCUCUGGAUGCUUUUUCACCCUUGACGUACAGUGAAUGGCUUUCCUAAAUCCCCUUUUGAUUCAUAACAUGAUUUAGGGACAAUUUUGGUUCCAGGAACUUCUUUUGUGCCAUUUUUACAACUGAAUUGGAUGCUACAGUGGGUUUUGGUUUACCACAUUGUGCAGACUUCUUGUGCCGUCUGCAUUUCCUCUUUAAUGCCAUAAAGGUCAAUAACAAAAACGUUUCUGGAGAACAUUUAAGAUGACGUGAUCAAUAAUUGUUUGUUGUUGAAAGAAGUAACAAUUCAAUUAAAUGUCCGGCUCAUUGAUUGUCAA
Nerophis ophidion (straightnose pipefish) is the source of this 3864-nucleotide messenger RNA. Its product is annotated as sorting nexin-14-like. The coding region runs from base 315 to 3086 and encodes 923 amino acids. Gene Ontology annotation, biological process: autophagosome maturation. The record is from RefSeq and is a predicted model, not a curated record. NCBI's taxonomy places the organism in Eukaryota, Metazoa, Chordata, Actinopteri, Syngnathiformes, Syngnathidae. Gene Ontology annotation, molecular function: phosphatidylinositol-3,5-bisphosphate binding. Gene Ontology annotation, cellular component: late endosome. The transcript has 28 exons.